Pomacea canaliculata is the source of this 1904-nucleotide messenger RNA. RefSeq lists its product as uncharacterized. The transcript is spliced from 7 exons. NCBI's taxonomy places the organism in Eukaryota, Metazoa, Mollusca, Gastropoda, Architaenioglossa, Ampullariidae. The record is from RefSeq and is a predicted model, not a curated record. Bases 182 to 1222 code for a protein of 346 amino acids.
AGCUGUCGCUGUAGUAAAAGUAAAUGGUCAUACUGUAAAGUUCUUUGUCUCCAGGUAGCAUAAAAGUCGCGCCUCCCGCUGUCGAGAACAGGUCCUGAUCCGGGUGAGUCGAAGACUGAAUCUCGUGAAAUCACGUCUACAGGAGAAACUCCGCGACAGAGCAGAUUUCUUACAAGCAGCCAUGAGAGGGGGCUUUAUUCUUCUUUUUCUAGCCUCAGUGGCUUUUGUCGGUGGGAGAGCGGCGUUCACGUGUCGCUCCGAGUUCGGCAACCGCCUGGUGCAGUUUAACGACUACAGAGCCAGGGUGGAGCUGCCCUGCAAGUACAAUGCUAUCAAAGGCCAGCAAUGCGGUGACUACAUCAUCAACGUCACCCCAGGUAUCACCUAUAACGGCGUUGAUUACCUUUCUGCCACGGCCUGGUUGGGUGUCAAGAGGAUCUCCGACGGCAAGUUCAUUGAGUUCCGCACCAGCUACAAGAUCGCCGGCAAAUACCUGACAGAACUGCAGUGUGAGGGCUCAACAACCCUGCUGCCGAUAGUGAAGAAGGACGGCGAUCUAGAGUUCACCGACAUCUUUAACUACACUCCCGAAGAUGACCUCCUUGGUGUGAUCUUCACUGAGAAACAAAAUACCUGGUCAUUCAGCUUUGGUCUGUAUGAGUUCAAAGGCAGUAGAUUCAAGUCUUCAGACUGGUCCUUCACUUGCAAUGAUGACAGCGUUCCACUAGUUCCGUAUCCCGAGCAGCUCUGUGGAAAUACAACCAAAAGCAUUCUGAAGGACAGGACUGCCAGCUUUACCCAGUGGUCAGAAGACGAAGCCACUAUUACAUACGACGUGUUCAGUAAUCCCGUGAUUACCCAAUACGAGAAAAUUGAAGAUUUCUGCCAAGUCAGCCAGGACAAGCUCGUCAACCUCUGUCCCGACGAUGCGGCGAGACAAAAGACCAUCGCCGCAUGUUGGAAGAUCCUGGGUGAGAAAGGUCACCGGAAGUGUUUGACCAAGUACACCUUCUCACCCAUCGAAAUCUUUGCCAACUGCAUAGACUGGAUGUGUCAAGGAGCUCCGGCCAAGGACCCAACCAAAAGCUGUGACAAGGUCGCCGAAGCCAUCGACGACUGUCGCGAGUUUCCGGGUCUGACGAGCCUGGUGAAGGAGUCCAAGUGCUACAGCGGCCUCUCGUACCGACUGAAGGACGACAGCCAGGAUGACAGCUGUCCCUAAACCGUUGAAGUAACAUCCCUUGUCACGCAAAGCUUUAAAGGCUUUAUUUUUUUUCAGGGAUUUGGCUGAUCCUGUUCUCUAAACUGACAUAAGUGUCAGAAUGUGCUAACUGACCUUUCUAUCCUAAGAAUAGCAAAAGGUACUUCCUUUCCAUAUCCACCACCUACCUACAAUUGAAUACUUCAAAUUUGCGCCGAAAACGCACCUUCUUCCUUGAGCAUCGCUAUUCACACAGUCCACACAGCGUUAGUCCUUUCCUCCCUCCCAAAUUUCGGCUUACUACUAUACUUUCCUACUUGUCUUCCUUGUUACUUUGUUCCCUUUUGCUUUUUCAAUAUUUGUGUUUUGUUUUCGUCGGUACUAUUAUUUAUUAUUUUAUUUCUCGUAUGCGUUCCAUGUUAUCCAUGUCUCAUUCUUUUUUUAAGCUCGAAGAGCAUGCUCUUUUCGAGUAUUAGCUCUCGCAGUAAAAAGCUUUCAUUUAUUAUUAUAAAUGUAUCAUGUUCUUAUUAAACAAGUCUCAAAGUAGAGCCUUGUACUGAACAGUGUUUAACCAGGUCACUCUAACCGGACUCGUUGUGCCGACUGGAAUUCUUAUGAAGGUGUGUCCCUUUGACGCUUAUACUUUCUGCUAAAUGCUAACAGAAGUAUUCAAUGUCUGAAUAAACUUUAUCUGCAUUACUAA